AUGCACAUUAAACCUACUGGAAGCCUCCGCGAUACUCUUCUCAUUGUCAGUUCAUACCCCACUGCCAAGGAGGAUAGCACCGUGCAUCGAUCGUAUGGUACCACCCUAGACGUUUCAAACGAGUCGAUGUUUAUGCUAUACGCCAAGCUUGGCCACAACGUAUCCUCGAUCAGAGACCACGGCGCCCUCCACUUGGACGUAUUCCCCAGGCGAGUGAACCGAAACCUUGCGCUCGGUCUAGGGAAUAUCAUCGACCAGGUCCCGACCAAUCUAGGCAUGUAUUGGAAACUCGUGGUCCGUCAGCUCAUUGAGUUGUCGCAUUCCAAACUGGCUCUCCUCGUCGGGUCCGCAGGCGUUGCCACAUACGUCGACUAUCUCAAACAAAACAACAUCCGCCAUCAGAUAUUGCCAUCGAACAGAAGCGUGCAAGGCUACCAGAAAGAGAUUCAUCAUGGAGUAGAACAGGUUGCAGAUGGAGAGAGAAGCGCAAAAGAAGAGUGA
This is a messenger RNA of Alternaria infectoria, 501 nucleotides long. RefSeq lists its product as uncharacterized. The transcript is spliced from 2 exons. Lineage: Eukaryota; Fungi; Ascomycota; Dothideomycetes; Pleosporales; Pleosporaceae. Bases 1 to 501 code for a protein of 166 amino acids. The record is from RefSeq and is a predicted model, not a curated record.